GAGCAAGGCAGCAGCAGGCAGAGCUCAGAGGCCGACCGCCUGCACGUCUUCCUCUUUCUGGCUGCUGUGUGGAGGCUGACAGCCGGGUUUCCUUCUCACCCCCCUGACUCGCUCUGUAGAGCAAAGUAGCAAAUAUUUUUCUUCACUUGUGGAGCAGAGCACUCAAACUUCAGGACACCGUCUGCUACUUAAUACGAAGCCAUGCUUAAACCGGGCACCGCUAAGGGUGGGCUGCCCAAGCCGGGACUCCAGGAGCGGGUAAGGCAGGCCUCCUUGACUUCUCCUACCUCCACCUCUGCAGCCUUGAAGAACUCCAGAUCUUCCAACACGCUAGCCUCAGAUCAGCGCCUCAGCAAGCUGAAAAGAGCCAGCAGUGAUGAUGCCUUGACAAAGCCUGCACUUGGAGCUGCAGCUGUUGGCUCCCGGAUGAAGAAGACUGUCACUAGUGGAGGAAUCUCGGAUCUUGCAGAGGCCCGCCCUCGCAGCCUUUCAGGUGCACAGACGCCCAAGAAGUCAGGAAUCCCUGCUCCAAGAGAAAUCCCCUCUUCUAUAACAAGAGAUCAGGUUUCUCUCCGAGAUCGACUAAAGAGCUCUUCUACUAAAAGAAUAGUUACCAGUUCCAGCACCUCCAGUCUUUCCACCUUGGCAAAGCAGACCCGUAGCUCAACCAAGACCCGUGCAGAUGUGGAGAGCCAGGAAAGGGGCCUCCUGGAGAGCCAAGUGAAAGAGCUUCUCGCCGAAGCUAAGGCGAAGGACUUGGAGAUCAGCAAUUUGAGGACAGAGUUGCAGCGCUGCAAGAAUAAAACCUCACCUACUUCAUCUUUACCCUCUCCUAGCUCUGUUUCACACCAAGAGCAUGUUGCUGAUCAUGAGCAGGGGCAGGUGGCUGAAGCCCUUGUCCUGGUUAGGGAGCUUAGAGAGAAGAAUGGAAUAUUUCAGAGAGAGUUGGCAGCACUAAGAGAAGAGAAUCAGGGACUGAAGGAGAAGCUGCUUUUCUUGGAGGGUUCUCCUCUUUCUAAUAAAAAGACCAAAUCCUCAACCAUUACCUUGGUGAAUGGUGUCCCUUCAGACCAUUCAGCUUCUCUAAAGGACACAAUCAUCUCCACUGCCAGCUCACUCAAAACCUCUGUCUCCUCCAGCACCGACAUUUCCAAGGAGUCACCAUCACCAGACUCCUCAGAGUUUGAGAAGAUCCCAUCCCGCUCAGAAUCAGGGAGUAGUAGUGUCAGUGGAGAAGCUGUCACAGUAAAUAGUUCAGGAGGUCAGGAUGUGUCCGUGCGGAGAUUAACAGAACAGAUUCACAAGAUGGAAGAGAGCCAUCACAGCACUGCAGAGGAGCUGCAGGCAACCCUGCAGGAGCUGGCUGACCAGCAACAGGUGGUGCAGGAGCUAACUGCUGAGAAUGAGCGUCUUACUGAGGAAAAACGCCUUCUGCAGACAUCGCUUCAACAGCAGAGAGAUCGUCUGGAGGUGCUUGCCCAGCAGAAUGAAACACUUGCUCUCAGAAUUCAGGAGCAAGCUCAGGCUCAGGCCCAAAGGGAGCAGGAGCUAGGGAGCCAAGGGCCUCGGCUUGCAGAGCUGGAGCAGAGGUAUGCUGAGCUGGUGGAGAGCUCUCGAUUUGAACGAGAAAAACUGGUGGACAUCCAGCAGCAACUGACAGGCAGUUUGAGGGCUCUGGAAGAGGAACACCAGGAGGCUCAGGCUCAAGUCUGCUGCCUCAAAGAGGAGCUAGACAGGCUGCAGGACCAGCUUGACAAGGAGGUGGAAAGCAGUGGUCAAGCAUUGCAAGCUGCGGAGGAACACAAAGCAACAGCAGAGUGUCUCAGACUGGACAACAGUAGGUUCAAGGCACAGGUGGAUAUAGAGAGGCAAAAGGUUGGUGAGCUGAAGGCCAUGCAGAGUACCAGUGACAGCACUGAGCUGCAGAACUUGCUGAAGACUGCCCACUCUGAGAGAGACAAGCUGGAGAUGGAGCUGACGGAGCUGAGACAGGAGCUGCUCAAGACCCAAGCUGAGGCCGAGCAUGUGAGAGCCACGGUGUCAAAGGUGGAGGCCUCAUGCCAGCAGGUUCAGGAGAAGGCUGAGAAAAGAGAGCAGGAACUGAGCAACAGAAUAACUUCCCUGGAGGAAGCUGGAGUUCAAGCAGAGAACCAAGUGAAGGAAAUGAAGGAGACCAUUUUUGAGCUGGAGGACCAGGUGGAGCAGCAGAGGGCUGUCAAUUGUCAUACCAACCAGGCUGUCCUGGAUAUGGAAAAUCUUGUCAAAAAGCUUGAGGAGCAGAAGGCUGAAGCAGAGCGACAGCUGAAAGUUUUGAAUAGACAGAUGAAGGAGGAAAGAGAUGAGUGGCGCCGUUUUCAGGCAGACCUCCAGACAGCUGUGGUGGUGGCCAACGACAUCAAAGUGGAAGCUCAGCAGGAGCUGCGUACUCUCAGGAGGCAGCUGCAGGAGGAGCAGGAUCGCAAUACGAAGCUUUCUACAGAUCUUCAGGCCAUGCAGGGAGUCAGGUCCCAAGGUGAUGAGGGGAGAGUGUUGGACUCCGACAGCAGCAGCAGCAGCCAAUGGUGCAGCAUCUCCAUGAUCCCCAACACACCCGCCGACGCCAGCGGAGAAGCCAGCUCAGGGGCUGAAGCCACUGUCAAAUCGCUCAUUAAGUCCAUUGAUACUGUUGGAAAGAAUGGCCCAUGUCAUGCAGCUCAAAUGCAUUCCUCCCUGAGAAGCCCUCUGAGUGGGAUCCCUGUACGCACAGCACCAGCUGCAGCUGUCCCCCCCAUCCAGAGACACUCUUACAUUAAGCCGCUAUCAAAGACGCUGGAAAAAAGAAUAAAUCAUAAAGGGCUCUCUCAUCCUCGUGAUAAGUUGUCAAGCUUUGGCAAGGACCUGAAACUGAACAGCCUUAUGAGGAAGAGCCCUUCUCUUGAGAGUGUAAUCAAAAGCUCCAUUUCUCUCAGCAGCCGCACUGCAUCGUUCAGCUACAGUCAAGGAAGCAGUAAACUCAGUGUGGAAAGAACGGACCCCUUGGCUGCUCUGGCGCGGGAGAAUGGAGGAUCUAAGAGAAACGCUCUACUGAAGUGGUGCCAGAAGAAAACAGAAGACUAUCCGAAUAUUGAUGUGACCAACUUCAGCAGCAGCUGGAGUGAUGGCCUGGCUUUCUGUGCCCUGCUGCACACGUACCUGCCCGCCCACAUCCCUUACCAGGAGCUCAUCAGUCAAGAUAAGGUCCGGAAUCUGACCCUGGCCUUCCAGGCCGCAGAGACCAUAGGCAUCAAACCAUCCCUGGACAUUGAGGAGUUAAUGAAGACGGACAGGCCCGAUUGGCAGAGCGUCAUGCAGUACGUCUCCCAGAUCUACAAAUACUUUGAGACCUGAUGCAUUAGGAACCCAGAGGAGUGAAUCAGAUGGACAUGGAUGCUCUUCUGUCCCAUCUAUCUGUGUAAGACUCUCCUUUCAGAUUGGCUGAAGGCUGCCAUGCUAUCAGCUCUAUCUGACGUUCAUCAACUGCCCAAGAAGCUUCUGAACUCAUCUCUACAGUCAGAAGGGAGACACAAAAGGAGAGGAACUACAUCCAACAAAUAAACUUUUCAUAAGAUG
Molecule: messenger RNA, 3588 nt
Organism: Girardinichthys multiradiatus
Lineage: Eukaryota; Metazoa; Chordata; Actinopteri; Cyprinodontiformes; Goodeidae
Gene: specc1
Product: sperm antigen with calponin homology and coiled-coil domains 1
Exons: 15
Coding region: 202-3366 (1054 amino acids)
Biological process (GO): actin cytoskeleton organization
Cellular component (GO): filamentous actin; microtubule organizing center
Molecular function (GO): protein binding
Source: RefSeq, a predicted model, not a curated record